AUGCUAUGUGUUGCCAGCUAUGUCGCCAGUGUGAUCGCAAACUAUUUCACACUCCGAAACGCAGCGAGGAACCAUCCAAAGAGGAGACGCUACCUAUGGGGUAGUCUAUGGCAGGCUCUAGCUCACCGUUACCUGUACCACCUACACACUCAGCGAGAACAGCAUUUCGAACUUCAAGAAGUCAACCAUCAGAGGGAUGCCGAGACCACAGCGGAAGCGGACGUCGCCAUCCAGAUAGCGCCGGUACCCAUGGCUCCGGGCUAUCCACAACUGAGGCCGUGCAAGGAUAGCACGUCCCUGGAUCCACACGCAGUGGCGUAUCAAUAG
Messenger RNA from Acanthoscelides obtectus, 327 nucleotides. The record is from the annotation of a GenBank genome assembly. Lineage: Eukaryota; Metazoa; Arthropoda; Insecta; Coleoptera; Chrysomelidae.